GUCUGGGUCUGGUAAAGACAGGGUUCCUGCCCCCUCCCCCAGGUCUAGGUCCAAGAUUUCUUGGAUCUGCCAGUGACUGACUGGGAGACUGGACAGGAAGGAGCUAAGGAGGACAAGGUGAAUUCCCCACCCCCUGCCCCAGCAGCCUUCCAGCCCGGCCCGGCCCCCCAUUCCUCGGCCCCCAAUCCCGGGUCCGGUCCAGCCCCCUCUCCUUGGGCUUGACCGGCCCGGGCGCCGCGAUGACUGUCACGUACACAGCUUGCGUGGCGAACGCGCGCUUCGGCGGCUUCUCGAAGCUGCUGCUGCUGUGGCGCGGGAGCAUCUACAAACUUCUGUGGCGCGAGCUGCUGUGUUUCCUUGGGCUCUACAUGGCGCUGAGUGCCGCCUAUCGCUUCGUGCUGACCGAAGAGCAGAAGCGCUACUUUGAGAAGCUCGUUCUUUACUGCGACCAGUACGCCAGUCUCAUCCCGGUCUCUUUUGUGCUCGGCUUCUACGUAACGCUGGUGGUGCACCGCUGGUGGAACCAGUACCUAUGCAUGCCCCUGCCCGACGCGCUCAUGUGCGUGGUGGUCGGCACAGUGCACGGGCGCGACGAGCGCGGCCGCCUCUACCGACGCACGCUCAUGCGCUAUGCAGGACUCUCUGCUGUGCUUAUCCUGCGCUCUGUCAGCACCGCUGUCUUCAAGCGCUUCCCCACCAUAGACCAUGUGGUGGAAGCAGGGUUUAUGACCCGCGAGGAGCGCAAGAAGUUCGAGAACCUGAACUCAUCCUACAACAAGUACUGGGUGCCUUGCGUCUGGUUCUCCAACCUGGCGGCGCAGGCUCAGCGCGAGGGCCGCAUCCGCAACAACGGCGCCCUUAAGCUGCUGCUGGAGGAGCUGACUGUGUUUCGGGCCAAGUGUGGGAUGCUCUUUCACUACGACUGGAUUAGCGUACCCCUUGUCUACACCCAGGUGGUGACCAUCGCUGUGUACAGCUACUUCCUGGCCUGCCUCAUCGGUCGCCAGUUCCUGGACCCGGCGCAGGGCUACAAAGAUCACGACCUGGACCUGUGCGUACCCAUCUUCACCCUGCUGCAGUUCUUCUUCUACGCGGGCUGGCUCAAGGUAGCUGAGCAGCUCAUCAACCCCUUCGGAGAGGACGACGAUGACUUUGAGACCAACUUUCUGAUCGACCGCAACUUCCAAGUGAGACUCUCUCGGUUAAGACCAUCUCUGGGCUCCCAAAGCGGCCCUGGCCCCACCCCUGCUAAGACUCGCUCAGACAUCGCCCCUGAUCCAUCCUUCUCUUUGGUCACCACACUCCUACCCGUCCAGAGGGGUCCACCCUUCGGUGCCGGCGCUGUUCCAUGCCCACUCUUCCCCGCGUAUCCUCGCCCGCAGGUGUCAAUGCUGGCCGUGGACGAGAUGUACGACGACCUGGCCAUGCUGGAGAAGGACCUAUACUGGGACGCAGCUGAGGCUCGCGCUCCCUACACCGCUGCCACCGCCUUCCUGUUGCAGCAGCCCUCCUUCCAGGGCUCCACCUUCGACAUCACGCUGGCCAAGGAGGACAUGCAGUUCCAGCGGCAGGACGGCGUGGAUGCGCCGCUGAGCGAUGCACACGGCGACUUCCUGCAGCGCCUCCUGCCGGUGGGCGCGGGCAUGGCCGCUGGAGGCCUGCUGGGCCGGCGCCUGUCUUUACUGCGCCGCAAGAACAGCUGCGUGUCGGAGGAAUCCACAGCCGCCAGCUGCGCAUGCGCGGGCGCCCCUGAUGGCGCGGCCCCAGAGUGCAGUGGCAGUGACGCGCUGCUACCCUUAGGCCUGCUGGAGCCGGAGUCUGAGCCCCACGCCGGCCGCGAGCCGCCAGCCCCCGGGCCACCCGCCGAGCCCUUCACCGUUGUGCCAAUGCCCGGGCCCCGGGGGCCGGCUCCACCCUGGCUGCCCAGCCCCAUUGGCGAGGAGGAGGAGAGUCUAACCUGAGACCCUUGGACCCUGGAUCCCCAAGGAUAGAGAAAAUGCCCCAACACCGCCCGCAAGCAGUGGUUUGGGCUUUAUAAGCUGCCUGUGGACUCCGCCUGCCCGCUUACCUGCCUGCGUCCCGCCUUUACGUUUGGCACAGAGGCUUGGAGCGCCUCCUGUGGGCCAGGCACUGCACUGAGGGCAGGGUAUUCUUCCAGCAUCUUUGAACUGUCGGUCCUUACCACCAGCUCUACUUCCUACCCGCCACUGCGUGAGAGUUUUUAUCAGUGUGCCUUGCCUUUCUUCUUUCCUCAAAUUGGACAUAUGAGUGCCCACCUCAGUGCGCUGUGAGGAUGAAAUGAAAUGUGGCUUUAAAGUGUUUGGUACAUAA
Lagenorhynchus albirostris (white-beaked dolphin) is the source of this 2331-nucleotide messenger RNA. RefSeq names its product bestrophin 2 (gene BEST2). Gene Ontology annotation, molecular function: chloride channel activity. Lineage: Eukaryota; Metazoa; Chordata; Mammalia; Artiodactyla; Delphinidae. The record is from RefSeq and is a predicted model, not a curated record. The transcript is spliced from 9 exons. Bases 240 to 1961 code for a protein of 573 amino acids.